Messenger RNA from Tricharina praecox, 1883 nucleotides. Its product is annotated as general substrate transporter. The record is from RefSeq and is a predicted model, not a curated record. Gene Ontology annotation, cellular component: membrane. The transcript is spliced from 5 exons. NCBI's taxonomy places the organism in Eukaryota, Fungi, Ascomycota, Pezizomycetes, Pezizales, Pyronemataceae. Gene Ontology annotation, molecular function: hexose transmembrane transporter activity. Bases 301 to 1623 code for a protein of 440 amino acids. Gene Ontology annotation, biological process: monosaccharide transmembrane transport.
ACCUCGGGCGGCUGAGCUCCUGGGUGACACCCGUUGCACAAGGGUCCGUUGCGUGGACUCUGGAGUAACAUGACGACGCCGGACGGAUGACGAUCAACCUCUGAAACACCCUCUUUCAUAACAACAUGCUCUCGUUGAACUGAUCCUCAACCACAGAUUAUCCUCAAAUAAUACACCCGUUCCCUCAAGCUUUCGUGGAUCCGAAUCAGCUCGUAGCUACAGCCAGCUCUUCCUAGCUAACUAUCUCCACCUUAUCCUACCUCUCGAGCUUCCCGUGAAGGCAGAGAUAACGUCGCGACCAUGGCUAUCGAACCGUAUCUCCUAUACACGGUCGCGAUCAUCUCUUUGGGGACGUUCCAGUUCGGCUACAACAUGGCCGAGCUAAACGAGCCCCGCGACGCAAUGAGCUGCCCAUCCAUCAACACGGCGACACCUGUCGACGGCCUCCCACCAUGCAUUCCCAUGGCGUCCUGGGAGUUUGGCCUCGUCACGUCGAUUUUCGCUGUGGGCGGUCUAUUUGGAGCCCUCGCGUCUCAGCCGAUGGGAAACCGCUAUGGUCGCCGGGCGACACUGGUUCUCAACUCGAUUGGAUUCAUCGUUGCCGGUAUGAUGAAGGCUCUGGCCCCCAACGUGCCCGUGUUGGCGCUGGGGCGGUUCAUUAGUGGACUCAGCAGUGGAGCUGCUGCGGUUGUCGUGCCGCUUUAUGUCAACGAGAUUGCGCCGCCCGAUGCGAAGGGUAAAUUUGGGGCGUUCACUCAAAUCUCGAUCAACAUCGGUAUCCUCACGACGCAGAUUCUGGGACUGUUCCUGAGCAAGCCUCAGUACUGGCGUUUGAUCCUCGUUGUUGGGGCUGGGAUUGGAAUUCUUCAGGGAGUUCUUCUCCUUGGAGUCCCGGAAUCGCCAAAGUACCUGGUCUCGAUCGGAAACCGUAAUGCGGCGAGAAACAGUCUUGCCAGGCUUCGGGGCUCGGCGAACUCGGGGAUGAUUGAGGAUGAAAUCCGCGAGGAGGAACCUCUGACUGGCGCCGUGGCCGAGAACACCUCCAAGGUGACAACUUGGGAAUUCGUCACGAGGAAAGAGCACCGCAAAGGUGCACUCAUCGUGUGCGGUCUCAUGUUCGCGCAACAGCUGCUGGGUAUCAACGCCGUCAUCUUCCACGGCGUAUCGGUCCUGAAGACGCUCCUUCCCGACGCCGCCGGCUACAUCAACGUCGUGAUCUCAGCCGCCAACCUUGUCAUCACCUCUGUCGCAUCCAUGUUCUUCGACAAGGUCUCGCACAAAUUCCUGCUGAUCGCCUCUAUGCUGGGAAUGGCGACGUUCUCGUGGCUCCUCGCCGCCGGCAUCGCGUAUGGCGUCGCAAUGCUUAGCGCCAUCGCCUGCUUCAUGUUCGUCUCGAGCUUCUCGAUCGGACUCGGCCCGCUCCCGUGGAUGGUCGCCAGUAAGACUGUUAGCUACAGGGCUGUGGAUGGCGCGCAGAGCGCGGGUCUGGUCGUCAACUGGAUCGGAACGUUUAUUGUUGCGUUCGCCGUCCCGAUCCUGCCCACUGUCGUCUCGUUUGUCGGGUUCGGCGUCAUUGGCUUUAUCAGCGCGGCUACGGUGUGGUAUGGUGUUGAGGCGUACUAGCGGGAUGGGGUGUGCGGAGUGCGAUAUCACGUGGGGGAUACCGGGUGUUCAUGUUGAUUGCGAGGAGGGAAUGUUGAAUUGAAUGCUUGGACUGAUCACCGUGAGUGUGACGUGCGGUUUCGUGGGUGAAUGGCCACUGCCACACGGUAUUUAGACUGUUGAAUGUAACCACAAACUUCCAAGGCGAAUUUAUCACUGCAGAUCCUAUGUACUACUCAAGUCUCGAAGUCGGUAGGUAGCCACGGUGCGUGCCACAUGGG